Messenger RNA from Tilletiopsis washingtonensis, 1219 nucleotides. RefSeq names its product small G-protein Ras1. Gene Ontology annotation, molecular function: GTPase activity; GTP binding; GDP binding. Gene Ontology annotation, biological process: signal transduction. Gene Ontology annotation, cellular component: plasma membrane. The transcript has 5 exons. The coding region runs from base 344 to 991 and encodes 215 amino acids. The record is from RefSeq and is a predicted model, not a curated record. Lineage: Eukaryota; Fungi; Basidiomycota; Exobasidiomycetes; Entylomatales.
CUCCACUCUCGCCGCUCCUUCUCUCCCUUCUCCCACUCGCUCCUGCACUCGCCGAUCGCACUCCCAACGCCCUCUCGUCGCCAUUGGCAUCGGCCUGGCGCGUCCACCUCGCCUCUCCGUCGCGUGCACUCGCACCGCCCAGCUGGCUGUGCCGCAUCCGGACCACUCUGCGCCGCUCCACCACCCUCGCUCCUGGCCUUCGCCGCCCGUCGCCCUCGUCGCACCGCUCUUCUGCUCGCCAGCUGCUCUCCAGUAGCCUAGCCGCGCCAGCACUCCGCUCUCAGCUCGUUCUGCUGCGCCUGUCUCCCUUGUCCCCCGUUUCCCUUUCGCGCGCACGCCCAGCAUGCAGGCGGCCUUUCUGCGCGAGUACAAGCUCGUCGUUGUCGGCGGCGGAGGUGUCGGCAAGUCGGCCCUCACGAUCCAGUUCAUCCAGAGUCACUUCGUCGAUGAGUACGACCCGACGAUCGAGGACUCGUACCGCAAGCAGUGCGUGAUCGACGAGGAGGUUGCACUGCUGGAUGUGCUGGACACGGCCGGCCAGGAGGAGUACAGCGCCAUGCGGGAGCAGUACAUGCGGACGGGCGAGGGCUUCCUGCUCGUGUACAGCAUCACGUCGCGCAACUCGUUCGACGAGAUCUCGACGUUCCACCAGCAGAUCCUGCGCGUGAAGGACAAGGACUACUUCCCCGUCAUUGUCGUCGCGAACAAGUGCGACCUCGAGUACGAGCGGCAAGUGGGCAGCCACGAGGGCCGCGAGCUGGCCAAGCACUUUGGCUGCCGCUUCAUCGAGACGUCGGCCAAGCAACGCAUCAACGUCGACGAGGCCUUCUCGAACCUCGUGCGCGAGAUCCGGCGCUACAACAAGGAGCAGACGAUGGGCCGUCCGGGCGUCGCAGGACCGGGCGGUGCCGGCGGGCCGGGCAUGGAGCGCUUCCAGCAGGAGGGCGCAACGAAGAAGGACGGCUGCUGCGCCUGCUGCGUGGUCCUGUGAGGGAGCCCACUGCACACACGCUCGCCUAUCCCCUCGUCGCUGCUGUGUGCAUCUUGUCACGCACGCUGCGACACCUCAUGCCCACCUUUCAUCUUCCGCGCCGCUCCACCGCAGCGCGCCUUCUUUGUGCCCCUUCCUUCUUUUGUUGCGCCCACCCCAGCACAAGGCCCUCUUUCCCGUCACUCUCUUACCCGGCAAUCCCACUGCCACGUUCACACACACAUGAGC